This is a messenger RNA of Tinamus guttatus (white-throated tinamou), 1166 nucleotides long. The record is from RefSeq and is a predicted model, not a curated record. NCBI's taxonomy places the organism in Eukaryota, Metazoa, Chordata, Aves, Tinamiformes, Tinamidae.
GAACACAGGGUGCCGCUGCGGGCGCUGCUGCUCAAGUGCUUUGGAGCCAUGUGCAACCUGGACGCCGCCGUGAUCUCCACGCUGGUGAACUCGGUGCUGCCCAUGGAGCUGGCGCGCGACAUGCAGACCCACACGCAAGAUCACCAGAAGAUGUGCUACUCGGCGCUGGUGCUGGCCAUGAUGUUCUGCAUGGGGGAGCCCCUGCCCUACCACCACUACGAGCAUCUCAACUCGCAGUUCGUGCAGUUCCUGCUGGAUGUCAUUGAGGACGGGCUGCCCUCGGACACCACUGACCAGCUGCCCGACCUGUUUGUCAACGUCCUGCUGGCCUUCAACCUCCACAUUCCAGGUUGGUGCUGCUGCUCUUCCUGGCGGGAUUUCAAAGCCCCAGAAUGGAGGGGCAUGAAGAACGGGCCUGCAGGAUCUCCCUGGGGCAUCGCUCGCCUGGUCUCCAAGGUGGGCUCGGCUGCACGGCGCCGGGAGCGCCUGGCAAGGGCAGGGCAGCUCCAGCAUCUCCCCGUCUACCGAAGGGCAGGUGCUGAGCGUGGCGCGGCCGGCAGCGGGAGCGGGGGCUCAACGCCGUGUCUCUGCCCUGCAGAUGACCCGGUUUGUAUCUUCAAGCAUCAGCCGCAGCCCCCGCACUCGGUGCUGAAGUUUCUGCAGGACGUCUUUGCCAGCAAGGACACCGCCAGCAUCUUCUACCACACGGACAUGAUGGUGCUGAUAGACAUCCUGGUGCGGCAGAUCGCCGACCUCUCCCCUGGGGACAAGCUGCGGCUGGAGUACCUGUCCCUGAUGCACGCCAUCAUCCGCUCCACGCCGUACCUGCAGCACCAGCACCGCCUCGCCGACCUGCAGGGCAUCCUGCAGCGCAUCCUCGGGGAGGAGGACGAGGGGCAGCAGUGCCAGAUGGACAAACUGAUCAUCUUGGAAAUCUAUAAAGAGUUUCCAGAAAUCUCUCCGGGUACCAGCUAACCGCUCCUCGGCUUGGACUGGAGCUCUACCCACUUGGAUCAAAGCCGUCUCUUGUUGACACCUUCUCCCCGUUCCCUUCCAGUUCAGCUCAUACCUUAUAUUCCUCCGUGCGAGGCCUGAGGUUCGGACAGGUUCGUGGCCCUUUGGAGAUGCCAGCGGCAGGAGGGGCAAGGGGCGUCCCCGGGGCCUGU